GCAAGGAGGAGGAAGCCACCGGUGCGUCGGGACAGGAACGCAGGUGUUCGGAGCGCCCGAGCUGGAGCUCCGAAGCCGCUAGUCAUGUACCGCUCCACCAAGGGCGCCUCCAAGGCGCGCCGCGACCAGAUCAACGCUGAGAUCCGGAACCUCAAGGAGCUGCUGCCGCUGGCCGAAGCGGACAAGGUCCGGCUGUCCUACCUGCACAUUAUGAGUCUUGCCUGCAUCUACACUCGCAAGGGCGUCUUCUUCGCUGGAGGCACUCCUCUGGCGGGCCCUACAGGGCUUCUCUCAGCUCAAGAGCUUGAAGACAUAGUGGCAGCACUACCUGGCUUUCUGCUUGUGUUCACAGCUGAGGGGAAGCUGCUAUAUCUGUCUGAGAGUGUGAGCGAGCAUCUGGGCCACUCCAUGGUGGACCUCGUUGCCCAGGGUGACAGUAUCUACGACAUCAUUGACCCAGCUGACCACCUAACUGUGCGCCAGCAACUCACUCUUCCCUCUGCCCUGGACAGCGAUCGCCUCUUCCGCUGUCGCUUCAACACUUCCAAGUCCCUCAGGCGCCAGAGCGCAGGCAACAAACUGGUGCUUAUUCGAGGCCGAUUCCACGCUCACCCACCUGGGGCCUACUGGGCAGGAAACCCUGUGUUCACAGCUUUCUGUGCCCCACUGGAGCCAAGACCACGCCCUGGCCCUGGCCCUGGCCUUGGCCCUGCCUCACUUUUCCUGGCCAUGUUUCAGAGCCGUCAUGCUAAAGACUUGGCCCUACUGGACAUCUCUGAGAGUGUCCUAAUCUACCUGGGCUUUGAGCGCAGUGAACUGCUCUGUAAAUCAUGGUAUGGACUGCUGCACCCUGAGGACCUGGGCCACGCUUCUGCUCAACACUACCGCCUGUUGGCUGAGAGUGGAGAUAUUCAGGCAGAGAUGGUGGUGAGACUGCAGGCCAAGCCUGGAGGCUGGGCAUGGAUUUAUUGCCUGUUAUACUCAGAAGGUCCAGAGAGCCCCAUUACUGCCAAUAACUACCCAAUCAGUGACACGGAAGCCUGGAGCCUCCGCCAGCAGCUGAACUCUGAAGACACCCAGGCAGCAUAUAUCCUCAGCACCCCAGCCGUGCUGCCCUCAUUCCCUGAGAACAUCCUCUCCCAGGAGCAGUGCUCCAGCUCUAACCCACUCUUCAACCCUGCCCUGGGGGCUCCCAGAAGCACCAGUUUCCCCAGUGCUCCUGAGCUGGGUGCUGUCUCAACAUCAGAAGAGCUUCCUCGACCCCCCAAAGAGCGGGGCUUCAGUUACAUGACAUUCUCAUCUGGCCCUGAGCCUUCUCUUCAAGCAGAUCUGAGCAAGGAUCUUGUGUGCACCCCACCCUACACGCCCCACCAGCCGGGAGGCUGUGCCUUCCUCUUCAGCCUCCAUGAGCCCUUCCAGACCCACUUGCCCACUCCAUCCAGCUCUCUCCAAGAACAGAUGACUCCAAGCACCGCAACCUUCUCUGACCAAUUGACACCCAGCAGUGCAACCUUCCCAGAUCCACUGACUAGUCCACUACAAGGCCAGCUGUCUGAAACUUCAACCAGAAGCUAUGAAGAUCAGUUGAAUCCCUGCACCUCCACCUUCCCAGAUCAGCUGCUUCCCAGCACUGCCACCUUCCCAGAGCCUCUGGGCAGCCCUGCCCAGGAGCAGCUGACUCCUCCUAGCACGGCAUUCCAAGCACAUCUGAACAGCCCCAGCCAAACUUUCCCAGAACAACUGAGCCCCAGUCACACCAAGACUUACUUCGCCCAGGAGGGAUGCAGUUUUCUCUAUGAGAAGUUGCCCCCAAGUCCUAGCAGCCCUGGUAAUGGGGACUGCACACUCCUGGCCCUAGCCCAGCUCCGGGGCCCCCUCUCUGUGGACGUCCCCCUGAUGCCCGAAGGCCUACUUACACCUGAGGCCUCUCCAGUCAAGCAGAGUUUCUUUCACUACUCUGAGAAGGAGCAGAAUGAGAUAGAUCGUCUCAUCCAGCAGAUCAGCCAGUUGGCUCAGGGCAUGGACAGGCCCUUCUCAGCUGAGGCCAGCACGGGUGGGCUGGAGCCACUUGGGGGGCUGGAGCCCCUGGACUCCAACCUGUCCCUGUCGGGGGCUGGCCCCCCUGUGCUCAGCCUGGACCUGAAACCCUGGAAAUGCCAGGAGCUGGAUUUCCUGGCUGACCCUGAUACUAUAUUCCUGGAAGAGACGCCCGUGGAAGACAUCUUCAUGGAUCUCUCUACUCCAGACCCCAAUGGGGAAUGGAGUUCAGGGGAUCCUGAGGCAGCGGUCCCAGGAGGGGCCCCAUCGCCUUGCAACAACCUGUCCCCAGAAGACCAUAGCUUCCUGGAGGACCUGGCCACAUAUGAAACCGCCUUUGAGACAGGUGUCUCAGCAUUCCCCUACGAUGGGUUUCCUGAUGAGUUGCAUCAACUCCAGAGCCAAGUUCAAGACAGCUUCCAUGAUGAUGGAAGUGGAGGGGAACCAACGUUUUGA
Molecule: messenger RNA, 2493 nt
Organism: Equus quagga
Lineage: Eukaryota; Metazoa; Chordata; Mammalia; Perissodactyla; Equidae
Gene: NPAS4
Product: neuronal PAS domain protein 4
Exons: 8
Coding region: 85-2493 (802 amino acids)
Biological process (GO): regulation of transcription by RNA polymerase II
Molecular function (GO): protein dimerization activity; RNA polymerase II transcription regulatory region sequence-specific DNA binding; DNA-binding transcription factor activity, RNA polymerase II-specific
Source: RefSeq, a predicted model, not a curated record